ACUACUGCUGCUCAGAAUGACCAUAUAUUAAAACUCAGACAAAACGUGAGGUUGCAGUAACCUGCACGGGAUUCCGAUACGAAUGAAUAGACAAGAUUUGCUCACGAAAGAUCUUUCUAUUUUUGUUCAACUGAACUUGAAAGGGUGCAUUCUUUCACUGGAAGCCCAACUGUAGCACUUCAGCAUGGCUGAGUACCGCCUAGGGUCUGGAUGUAAUAUAUCCCAUGGCAUUAUCUUUAGAAGGGCAGCCAAAGUUUCCAUUCAAUUUUAAUCCCUCAAUCAACAUACAAAAACAGGUAACCUGGCCAUUAUCACAUUCCUUUUUGUGGGGGGCCUGCUGUGUGCAAAUCAACUGUUGCAUUUCUUACAUUGUACCAGUGAUUGCAUUUUUCAAACAACUUCUCACUGAAGACAAGAGAGACUGUAGAUGUUCGAAUCUGGAACAAAAAACAGAACUCUGGAAGAACUCAGCAGGUCAAGCAGCAUCUGUGGAGGCAAAAGGUCCUUAUCACCAAAGCAGAUCCCCACAGGUUCCUCAUUGUGAAAACGAUACAGCUGACAUUUAUCAAUCGAGAAGCAGAUGUAAGAUUGACACGACAGGUGCCCAGCAGACAUGGCCUUACACUACACAUGGUCUGCCUUAUGGAAGAUUCUCGGCAGGGUUUUAAACUGGUGGAGACUGAUGCUGGUGCCCAAGUUGAAACCCAAGAUUGAGCCUUUCUCCUACUGGACAACUAAAGUUGAGUUUCAGGAGCCAAUUCCAACCUCAACAAAUGGACACCUGUAUGCAAGCCUCACCGUCCCCUCAGAGCCUCAACACGGACAGAUAGAUGGGAUUAUUCAGAAAUUCAUUAGACUGCAAGACGAAAGCAAAGAGUCAACAAAGAGAAUUGUGAUGAUUGAAAACGACAUUGAGUCUAUUAAAUUAGAACUAGCCAAGAUGCAGACAGAAUGGCAAUACAGACAGCAAGAAAGACUAGCAGAACGGGGUGAGAUCAAGGGUCAGCUUUAUGUUGAGCGGAGUGAUCAGACAAUGAGGAACAGGGAUUUGGAUCUUCCUUGGAAGUGCAAGAUGCCGAAAGAAACCCAGGCUCAAAACUUCACAUGCCGACAAAGGAGAGAUUAUUCCAUGAGUGAUGAAGUGGACUACCCCUGCAAUUUCCUACCACAAUUUGAUGAAGGUAGCCAAACAGAGUUGAUGCCAUUUACAGGCGAGUACUCUGACAAGCACUAUUUCACUGAAGUGCCCUUUUGCAGCCUUCCAUAUGGGUCCACCCGUCUCACUUCUAUGACAAGCUACAGCUCUUACAGACGUGGAUCUCUCCUGUACAGAUUUAAGGCUGAUCUCAGAAGUGUUCAACCCUUGAAAGCAUAUGCACCACGCUCUAUCUUAGAUUUAAAGAUAGGGCACAGAGUGAAGAUUAUAUUGCCAAUUGGCAAAAUUGGAACAGGUGUGUUGAAGUAUAUGGGUACAUUGCCUGGUGCACCAGAAGUCUGCUUUGGAGUGGAACUAGAAUGUCCUGAAAAUGGCCUACAUAAUGGAGUGUUUGCAGGGCACUGCUACUUUCAUUGCAAGCCCAGCCAAGGCGUUUUUGUCAACUUCAGCAAAAUAUUGAUGAUCCUCGAGUAAAAAUGAUUCCUUAAAAGGAAAAGACUUCUACCUAUUUAGGUAUCUGAAGUAACGUUGAUAAAAAUCCAGCCACAGUCCAAUUCAAGUAAUGAAAUAUGGUGACCUGCUCUGCAAAAGCUCUUCGGAAUGCACCUGAACCACAUUUCAUUUGGCUCCAUAAUUCCAACUUCCUUUCAAGCAGGGAAUGUGUCUGCCUGCAAUUCCAUUUUAAAAUCACCUCUGAUGUGUUGUCUCCACUGCUAAUAAGUAUGUAGCUUCUAAACUGAUAGUAUUAUCACUUUCUGGCUUUUCAACUGGAAAAUAUUUUUGUUCAAAAUCUUAUGCAUGGUCCACAGUGUGGUAUUUGUGACUUAAUGCAUGGUAGUUCACUGCUUCUUCGUUUCACAUGUGGGGGCUCAGCACUGCACUGGUAGAAGGCCCCCAGAUUUGAUCAGAUUGACAGGAUUGGAGAGCGGUGACUUUAGAGGAAGGAUGGGGUGAGUGGUGGUGUGGUGUAGAUCCGGUUGACAGAGUGAUGCUGUUGGAUACCUUGGAUGAGGUUACCAGCCCGGCACACCAGAAAAUUUUCACACAAACUGAACCAAAAAUACCCUGCAAGAGAGGGUUUGCACCUAAUCAUAAUUUUUCUUAGUCUGCAAAGUGUUUCACAGUCAAUAAUUUGUGUACAUUUUGAAGAGCCCUGCAGUAUUAAUAUUGUUUUCCAGGUGUCUUUAACACUUCCCUGAUAUUUACUUCUGUCUCCUCUUGACCAUAUUUUAUACUUCAUGUCACUUUUGCCACAUUGUGAUAAUGGCAGUUGCUCCAAAUUCAGUACCAUUAACCAGAAGUGAUAGUCCUAUUGCCUCAGUGGUGGAGUGAGAACAUUAGGACAAAAGAAACAGGAGCAGGAGUGGGCCAGUCAGUCCCUGGAGCCUGGUUCAUCAUCUAAUAAAAUCAUGACUGACCUCAAUAUCACUUUCGUAUUCCAUCCCCAUACCCCUGGACUCCCCAGUGGUGAAGUGCAUUUCCAAAGCUCCUCCAAAAACAACACUAUCACAGCCGCUCUGCGUCUAUAGGAUAUGCUGUAGAGCAAAAUCUUAUCAUUUCAAUGCAGGCGGUUGAGAUCAACAUGCAACUUUGCGGUAUAAUUUCCUCCAUUUCCCGUACAGACUUUCCUGAGGCCCUGGGGAAAUCCAUAGCCUGGAAGGGAAGCUGUGCAGAGUUGUUCCUUAAAGAACGUGAAAAGCUAGUAAAAGGGCAAAUUCCACAGUGCUGCAGUCAGAACUGGUGUGUGGAAUUUAUAACACAGAAACAGGUUAUUUAGCCCAUUAAACUCCUCCUAUUGUUUAUGCUCCAUAUAAAAGUGUUGUCACCUCAGAAUUCUCAAAUUUUACCAACACAUCCUUCUAUUCUUUUCUCAUUAAAGCUUCCUUUUAAAUUUAUUCUGCUGAUUGCCUCAACUACCAGUUGCAAGUUUGACAUUCUAACCACUCUAGGUUAAGACAGACAGUAUCUCCUGAAUUCCCAUGGGUUUUAGUAGUGACUGUCUUAUAUAUGUGACCUUUAGUUCUAGCCUGCCUUGCACGUACACCCUCUUCAACUUAUCCAUCAUCAGGGCAUGGCUUACUCAUCUCUUAACUGGAAGGAAUAUUACACUAUUUGAUCUUUUCUGAUAGGUGCAACUUUGCAUUGAUGGUAUUUUUCCGGUAACUUUUUGGCACUUUCUCCAAUGCCACCGAAACCUUUUUAUGUUAUGGAGACAGAAGUUGUUCCCUUAAAGUUUUAUGAGUAUUCUUCAAAUGAACUGAAUGGCAUGGUUUGAUACUUUUUUGGAUCACAUUAAGAUCUGAGACUAAUUUUGAUGAUUUUUGUCUGUACCCCCAUAUCCCUCUGUUUCUCUAUCCCCUUAAGGUAUACAUUUUAUUGAGAAUAUUCUUCCUGCCAAACGUAUCAAUAUACAGUAUAUAGUGAGAUGUUAUAGCAAUGCAGAAGCAACUCAUAACGGAAGUAGUGUGUUACUUACCAGAAGUCCGCGCUCCUUACUAGAAGUGUGCGCUCAGUGCAAGACUGAUAGAUAAUAUACAUUUAUAUGUAUUUGCGUUUUGUGUUUCACCUUUCAAGGAAGAAGUGGGAUGGAUUAAACCAAACAUUAUGAGCCAAACUUGAGAGGAAUGUAUCUCUUUUUGAAUGGCAGAAUAUUUUAUGACUGAAUUAAUGGGGUUAAAUCAAAUAACAGUUGAGUAACUUAUCACCAUUUAACAAAAUUCCAAGCAUUAGAUUUUGAUUUUCUAUGAAUACAAAUUUAAUGGCAAUGAACUAUCAGCUCAGCAUAAACAGCAAAUAUUAAGAAUUUAUGUAUUUCAUUCUUAGAUCAAAACAUCACUUUAUACAAACGUUUUUACUUUCCACUGUGUAACAACUUGUCAAUAAACAGAGU
Pristis pectinata (smalltooth sawfish) is the source of this 4046-nucleotide messenger RNA. RefSeq lists its product as uncharacterized. The coding region runs from base 614 to 1630 and encodes 338 amino acids. NCBI's taxonomy places the organism in Eukaryota, Metazoa, Chordata, Chondrichthyes, Rhinopristiformes, Pristidae. The record is from RefSeq and is a predicted model, not a curated record. The transcript is spliced from 10 exons.